GCAGCGCGGUGCGGGGCGCGGGCCGGGGCGGAGCGAGCGGGCGCGGAGCGGAGCGGUCCGGCCCCUGCCGCCGCCCCCGCGGCGCUGCUAUUGGCGGCGGGGCCGGGCCGGGCCGGGCCGGGGGAGACCGCGGCGGCAGCGACCGGCACAGCCCGCGCCCCCCCAGCGCCCGGCGCGGCGCCGUGGCCCCGGCAUGUCGCGGAAGAAGGCGGCUCGCAGCAAGGGCGGCGGUGCCGCGCCCUCCGCCGCGCUGCCCCCCGCCGCCCAGGGGCCCGGCCGUGCUGCUGCUGCCGGCCCGCGGGGCUCCGCGACCGCCCCUGAGCUGCCCCGCAACGGCGGCGCGGCGGCCGGGCGGCCCUCGCUGAGCAGCAGCGGCGAGUUCUACGAUCUCGCCUUCAAGGUGAUGCUGGUGGGCGACUCGGGGGUCGGCAAAACCUGCUUGCUGGUGAGGUUCAAAGACGGCGCUUUCCUCGCCGGCAGCUUCAUUUCCACGGUCGGAAUCGACUUCAGGAAUAAGGUGCUGACGGUGGAUGGGGUGAAGGUGAAGCUGCAGAUCUGGGAUACGGCCGGGCAGGAGCGCUUCCGCAGCGUCACCCACGCCUACUACCGGGACGCCCACGCCCUGCUCCUGCUCUAUGAUGUCACCAACAAAGCAUCGUUUGACAACAUCCAGGCUUGGCUGACAGAGAUUCAUGAAUACGCGCAGCAGGACGUGGUCCUCAUGUUACUGGGAAACAAGGUGGAUUCGGCCCAGGACAGAGUGGUGAAAAGGGAAGAUGGAGAAAAAUUAGCCAAGGAGUACGGUGUGCCCUUUAUGGAGACCAGCGCAAAAAGUGGCCUCAAUGUUGAAUUAGCGUUCACAGCCAUUGCAAAGGAACUGAAGCACAGGUCCAUGAAGCUGCCCAACGAGCCCAAAUUCAAGCUCCACGACUACGUGAAGAAGGAAGUGAGAGGCUCGGGCUGCUGCAGGUCCUAAUGCGCUCGGUGAUUUGUACAGAGACUCAUGCCAAGUGUUUGUGCGCCGCGCUCUCUCCUCGUGGACAGUGUGUGCAUGUCUGUCUGUCGUGUCUGUAUCUGCCUGAAAGGUGAGCUGAGACGUGGGGAAUGGAAGCAGCAGCAGAAAAAGCUCUCGGCCGGGACGGACACUGGCCGUGUUGCAGCCAGGUGCUGCUCCCCGAGCCCCCGUCACAUCCAUCCGCACUGCGAGCCCUCCGGAUUCCCUCUCCGGUCGCUCCCGCUUCCCAUGCAGGUGGGAGGGGGGCAUUCAGGAAGGGACUGGGGUGGGCUGGGGUCUCGCCGUCGCUCCUUCGGCAGACCUGGCUGCCUCUACCCGUUCAGCAGCAGCCAGGAGCGUUAUGAGGCUUCUUUAAUGUUAGUAGGAAUUGUGACGUGACUAAGGGGAACGAGCGAACGCCUUCUCCCCAACAUCUGGGUAGGAAAAAGUCCUAAAUUCCCUUUCCUUUCCCCACACACCUGGAAUUCAGCUGUUCAGAGCCCUGGCCCGGGGCGCACAGGAAAGACUUGUUUUGGAGGCAACCAUUUUUGUAGUUGCUUACUUAGGUCUGUCCAUCUUUCAUGUGGUGUAACACACCUCCUCGACGAAGGCUUCUCCUCUUCCCUGCAGAAAAGAGCUUAGCUGUCUGUUUGAGUAAGCUGCUGCUAACCUAUCUGUUGUACAGGGAUUCCUGAAUGUUUAUCUGUUUGGUAAAGGCUUUGGUUCUCUUACUACUGCUGUUUCUAGUACUUUAAUUGAGAAGAAAUCUAAUGUACUGCAGCUUAUUCUAAAUACCUUCAUGUAAGUGUGAUAGCGUUUUUAGACUGCAACAAUGCUUUGAUAUCUUCAAAGUUCUCUUGGGACAACUCUUUCUGUUAACUGAAGAAAGCUGGGGGGAUGCUGUAGGCAUUGAUUUCACAGGUUUCAGACUCUUCUGCCAGCUCUCUUCAGUGGGACUCCUCACCCCUUUGGUCUGUGUCAGGCAUUUGGCUUUUUUUUUUUUUUUUAAUCUUUUUUAAAGCAGCACCUCUAAGUACAAAUUUGAAUUUGGAUGAAGCGUUCUGCCUUUGACAAUUUUCUUCUUUGAAAAUUCCACAUGCGCGACACCAGGUGCCCCCUGCACUGAACCUCCCCGCGCUGCCCUGAACGGACCAUUUUAAGUAAAAUAACCCAUCCUUCGCUCUCCAGCCGCCAGCCAGGCACCAGCGCUCUCAGCAUUCAGUUCAGACGCCGCUGCCCCUUGUUUCGCUCGGGGUGUAGCUCCAGCGCUGCAUUCCUGACAUGCACAAAGACCCUCCGCAGCCACUGUGUGUGGUUCAGGCAGACAGGGACUCCUCAGAGCUACGCUCCUCAGUAAAAUGAGCAGCUACUGCUUAAAGUGGAUCCAGCACAAUAACAGUAUGAAAAAAAAGGAUGUUAAAAUAAACCUGCUGCAAACAGAGCAUUUUUUUUUCCUAAAUAGCUUUUUAGGGAGAAACAAGUCUUUCAACUGCCUGUUUUAAAAUUUAUUUAAACUUAUUGAAAAGCCAUUCCUGCAGGAAUAUUUGCAGCGCACAGCCAGGAGCAGACCCCUGCUACGAGUACCGCAGGAGCAGGCAGGCGGCAGCAGCAAGCGGGGCUGUGGGGGAACAGCAGUCAGGGCCCCCCAUGUCCCACCUCAGCAGCAGCGCUCCCCACAGAUCCACGGGGAUGGCCAGCACUGACACAGAUGCUCCCACCAGAGCAGCAGCCAUCCAUUCCUCAGCCGAGGCUUUCUCUGAAAUAACUGGAAUGAGACUCUUCACCUUUACCUGCUCUAAAAGGUGGCAAUGUCUGCUACAAGCGCUCUCUUGUUUGCAACUAGCAACAGAACACAGGGAAGGCUCUGAAAGUGGCUUGGGCACUGUCAAGAAGUGCACAAGAAUCUGUAAAACUCGCUAUUUCACGCUGCUUUGGUGAGCUUAGCUGUGCUCCUGUGGCUGCUGCUUGUCCAGUGUCUCCUACAUGAAGCUGCUUAUCUCACAGCCACCUCCAUUCUCAUCCUGGGCUGUGUAGCACACGCUUGCUAGCAGUGAAGAAAAAAAAGGAGUGGGAUUUUUCUCUAGUCCUGAGCUUGCUAAGUACCAGUAUUUUGGUAUCCCAGCUGUGCCUUGGGCACUGUGUUUUCUCAGCCUGGCCUUGGCAGUGCAGCACCAGCCCCUGUCCUGAGGUGCCCAUCGCUGCACAGACACGCUACCCCAGAAGCUAGAGUCUCCCAGAGGCCAAAAAUAAGCAGCAGUAUUCUUAAUGCUCCCAUCAGGUUGCUGCCUUCUCUCUUCCUCGCAGGGCAGGAGAGCCUUGCAUCUUGCCAUCUUGAAGAAAAAGCCUACAACUCAACUUACUUCUUCAGUGUGGGACCAAAACCAAUUUAAAAAAUGAUUCAGAUAAGGAAUAUGUAAAUGCUACCAUUCAGAGUACUUUACACCUGUUGGGAGCUAACGACUACAGCAGAGACAUCACAACUGUGUUUAGGUCUAGUACCACAAACUCUAAGCCAGAUUCAACCCCCAUCUCUCCCAGUCACAAGUUCCCUCUAUACAACUGGUAUCCCAACGCCUGUACAUCGACCUUUCCUAAAGCUCUUCCUCAGACUGUUACUUGGCAUCUUCUUACACGGGCCUUUACUGCCACCAAGCGAUGAGGAAUUAAUUGUUCGGUGCAUUCAAACAAGCCAGAGGACUCAGCAUUACAUGCAACUUCUCAUUUUUGCCGCUUGUUUACAGCUUUUGUUUCAUUCCUGUUAAUAAAUUUUUUUAAUAAUC
Messenger RNA from Grus americana (Whooping crane), 3774 nucleotides. RefSeq names its product RAB26, member RAS oncogene family (gene RAB26). Gene Ontology annotation, cellular component: endosome; Golgi apparatus. The record is from RefSeq and is a predicted model, not a curated record. The transcript has 9 exons. Gene Ontology annotation, molecular function: GTP binding; GTPase activity. The coding region runs from base 194 to 976 and encodes 260 amino acids. NCBI's taxonomy places the organism in Eukaryota, Metazoa, Chordata, Aves, Gruiformes, Gruidae.